AUGUCCUGGGCCCGCGCGGGGCUGCCCGCGCUGGGCCCGCCGCCGCUGAAGAAGGGUCGGUCGCGCCAGGAGCUGAUGCAGCGCGAAGCCGAGUUCCAGCGCCGGCGCGGCGCGGCGCCGGCCCGCGGCCGGCGCCAGCCCCUCGACCCGCUGGCGGAGAGCCGGCGGCGGCCCGACGCGCAGGAGCGCCCCCCGGCGAUGGGCCUCGACGGCUUCGAACGGCCGGACGCCGAGGGCGGCGCCGAGCCGCCCGCCGAGCCGCAGCGGCUCGCGGCGCUGCCGGCGCUGCCGGCGCUCGCCGGCGCGCAGCGCAGCACGAAGCGCCGCCGCGCGGCGAAGCUGCGGCGGCCGCUGCCGGCCGCGUCGCCGCCGCCGCGCGGGACGCUGCGCGCCAGCGAGAGCGCCUUCGACCUCGCGCGCGGCGCGCUGCCGGCCGUCGACCCCCUCGACGCGCCCCGCGCCGCGCGCAAGCCGGUCACCGAUAUGGACGACCCGCGCAUCGAGGCGGCCCUGCGGCGGCUCGAGGGCGACGUGCCUCGACCUGAUGCGGAGGAGCGGCCACCAGCCAUGGGUUUGGAUGGGUUCGAACCGCCCGAGGCGGAGAGGCUGCGCUUCUCCGAGGCCGAUACUGCGUUCAGGCGGCCCGACGCGGAGGAGCGGCCGCCGGCCAUGGGCCUGGAGGGCUUCGAGCCGCCGGCCAAGGACUCAUUGGUUGGCCCGGACACGCUAGAACGGAGCGCGACGCUCAUGUGCACGCCGAAGCGCCCCGCGGCGCCGCCGCGCGGCACGCGGUCUUUAAGGAGACUCCAGCACGCGAAUUCACUAAGACGAGAAAAGUCGAAGAAGCUCACCGGCGAGCUCGCGAAGGCGAUCUUCAGUCCCGAGAAGCCGCAGAAGCCCAUGCCCACGGAUUUGCAAUUAGUCUGGCAGGAUACUUUUGAUUACGAAGGGGCGCCGCAUCCGGCGCGGUGGCAAUUCCAGUGCGAAGCCAACGACUGGGUCCACGACGCGCAGCACGGCGAGCGCCAGUGGUACACGGACUCGGUACGGAACUGCCACGUGCGGAACGGGAAAUUGCGGAUCAUCGCGCGGCGCGAGCGGUCGAACUCGUGCAAGUACACGUCGGCGCGAUUGCGCACGAAAUAUAGAGGAGACUGGUUGUACGGCCGGGUCGAAGUGCGCGCGAGGCUGCCGCCCUCGAAAAGAGGUUUGUGGCCGGCGAUCUGGUUAUUACCUACGGAUGAAGUGUAUGGGGGCUGGCCGCAUUCCGGCGAGAUCGACGUCAUGGAGCACGUGGGCUGGGAGAAGAACGGUUUGAUCCACUCGGCCUGCCAUUCGACGCGCCACAACCCGACCGUGGGUCGCCAGCGGUCGAAAGCCAAAUUAAUUUCAACAGCCCAUCGGAAGUUCCACGUCUACGCCGUCGACUGGCAGCCGACGCGCAUCUCGAUUUUCGUGGACAACGAGCUCGUCUUAAAAGUAGACGACAAGGGCUUCGGGGCUCAGUCGUGGCCCUACGACCAGCGUUUUCAUUUAUUACUGAACCUGGCGGUCGGCGGGUGGGGCGGCAUGAAGGGAAUCGAUGACCGGGCCUUCCCGGCGUGUUUCAAAGUGGACUCCGUGCGCGUGUUCCAGAAGCGGGGCGGGCGCUAGCUUUGUGUUUGUGUGUGUUGUAAUGUUG
This is a messenger RNA of Pelagomonas calceolata, 1681 nucleotides long. Lineage: Eukaryota; Pelagophyceae; Pelagomonadales; Pelagomonadaceae. The record is from the annotation of a GenBank genome assembly.